This is a messenger RNA of Brachypodium distachyon (stiff brome), 1661 nucleotides long. Its product is annotated as AP-4 complex subunit mu. Lineage: Eukaryota; Viridiplantae; Streptophyta; Magnoliopsida; Poales; Poaceae. The coding region runs from base 127 to 1482 and encodes 451 amino acids. Gene Ontology annotation, cellular component: clathrin adaptor complex; cytoplasmic vesicle; trans-Golgi network. The record is from RefSeq and is a predicted model, not a curated record. Gene Ontology annotation, biological process: protein targeting; Golgi to lysosome transport. The transcript is spliced from 13 exons.
CCCCCUUACCCCGUGUUUUACUUCCUCUGUUCUUCGAAUCGCCCUCAGCGCCACGUCAUAGCCACGAGGCGCGAGUCCUGAGGAGGAGGGGCGGAAGCACAGCCGGGAAGAGGCGGGUGUGGGGAGAUGAUCUCGCAGUUCUUCGUGCUGUCGCAGCGCGGCGACCACAUCGUCUUCCGCGACUAUCGAGGCGAGGUGCCCAAGGGCAGCGCGGAGAUCUUCUUCCGUAAGGUCAAGUUCUGGAACGAGGACGAGGCCGAGGAGGCGCCUCCAGUAUUCAAUAUCGAUGGGGUUAAUUAUAUUCAUGUCAAAGUCGCAGGACUAUAUUUUGUAGUAACCACAAUGGUCAAUAUAUCUCCAUCUCUUCUCUUGGAACUUCUGCAAAGGAUCGCACGUGUUACAAAAGAUUAUCUCGGCGUUCUGAAUGAAGAUUCUCUGAGGAAGAAUUUCAUUUUGGUGUACGAAUUGCUCGAUGAAGUCAUUGACUUUGGAUACCCACAAACAACCUCUACCGAGGCUCUGAAGUCAUACAUAUUUAAUGAACCGAUCAUGGUUGAUGCUGGACGGAUGCCACCACUUGGUCCUGCUGCUAUGUUCAUGCAAGGCUCGAAGCGUAUGCCUGGUACAGCUGUUACAAAAUCUGUUGUAGCUAAUGAGCCUGGUGGGAAAAAGAGGGAGGAAAUUUUUGUUGACAUCAUUGAGAAAAUAAGUGUCACAUUCAGCUCGAGUGGUUAUAUACUUACCUCUGAGAUUGACGGAACCAUCCAAAUGAAAAGUUACCUUAGUGGAAAUCCAGAAAUCCGUCUAGCUCUGAAUGAAGAUUUGGGCAUUGGAAGGAGUGGCUCUUCUACACAUGAUUAUAGAAGUUCUUCUGGAGGAGGAUCAGUCGUUCUUGAUGAUUGUAACUUUCAUGAGUCAGUGCAGCUAGACAGUUUUGACAUUGACAGAACUCUGCAUUUAAUACCACCUGAUGGAGAAUUUCCAGUCAUGAACUACCGGAUGACUCAGGAAUUUAAGCCACCGUUCCGCGUAACCGCACUAAUUGAAGAAGCUGGACCAUCUAGGGCUGAAGUUCUACUGAAAAUACGGGCAGACUUUUCUGCAAAUGUCACUGCUAACACAAUCACAGUACAAAUGCCGGUGCCCUCGUACACGAUGAGGGCAAGUUUUGAAUUGGAAGCUGGAGCAGUUGGACAGACAACUGAUUUUAAAGAAGGAUCUAGGAGGCUUGAGUGGAACCUAAAGAAGAUUGUUGGUGGUUCUGAGCAUACGCUUCGUGCGAAGCUCACAUUUUCUCAGGAGUCACAUGGAAAUCUCACAAAAGAAGCUGGACCAGUAAACAUGAAUUUCACUAUCCCUAUGUACAAUGCUUCAAAGUUGCAGGUCAGAUAUCUUCAGAUAUCGAAAAAAUCCAAGACAUACAACCCAUAUAGGUGGGUGAGAUAUGUGACGCAGGCCAACUCGUAUGUAGCUCGUCUAUGAGGAUCUUCUGUCUGUACAAUUUUCUCUUGGAGAUUUCAUGCUUGGCAGAGUGGCAUGUAUUGUAACUUUAUACUGGGAUCCCAGACAUCACUCUGCUCAUGCAGCCUCAAAAAAUUUUAGUGUCAUAUUUUCCUUGUGCCAUAUGCAGAAAAUACAUGCUAUGUUUGUAUUAUGCGAAA